UCAUUUGUUUUUUAAACACAAAAUUUUUUGUUCCUAAAAGUAUUUCGGUCUCUCCUCCUCAAUAUUAAGUAGUCAAAAUCGUGUUCUGCUACCACAUAAUUAUUUAAAAAAAGGACAAAAUCAUUUUAAUUUAAGUCUCCAUGAAUUUCCGGCUUUAAUUUAAAAAAAUUUUUUUUAUCUGAAGAAUCGAAAAAUGGCACCCUUAAAGAAAAACCAGAAUGAUUCUUCUACCUCGAAAAACCAUCACAAGAAGACAAAACGCAGGCGUUCUUCAAACAAACUGAACUUCAUCUAUAAACACUUAGCAAAUUUGUACGAUGAAGAGGCCAAAAAACCUGCGAAAAAUUCGAAUGCAAAUUCUUCCCAAAAGAAAGGACAAAAGCCAAAGCUAGACGAUAAAUCGAAAAAUGCGGAUUCCGAGAAUUCUUACAGAGUGUCCGAUUCAGGUAACUCUUCAGAUGAUGAAGAAUUUGAUGAUGGUAUGUCCGAUAGCAGUAUUAAUUCUUUAAAGAACGAUUCAAAAGAUGACAUUCGAGUGCAGUCUAUCGUAAGAAAAGCUUUGGACAUCGGGGUAGAAAAUGGUUAUCUUGUACCAACGGAUACAUCAUGCCGUGUUCUGCGAGUAGCAUCCAACUUAGUGGAGCUUGAGAACCGGAAACGAAAACACGAAAUAUCAAAAUCGAAUGACAAAAAUGGAGAAAAUGACGAGGUCUUAGAUAAAAGACGAAGACGCAAGCGUUCAAAGGGGCGCAAACGAAGGAGGAGGUCUCACAGUCGUGGAAAGAGGCGAAUGGCUAAAAACGAGGAAUUAGAAGAUAUGGCAGAAGCCAAAGAAGAUGAAGAUGAAAACAGUCAGGAAGACCAGGACGACGAGGAAGAAAUGGAAAAGAAAACGAACAAACAAGAGGAAGAUAAAGGAAAUGUUAGAAAGACAAGAUCGAAUGCACCCGAUAGAGAGGUUAAGGAUGCAAAGAAAAAAGAAAAUUCAGAUGAUGAGAGUGCGGAUGUAGAACACGAUAAAAAGGGAUGAAAUUUUCCAAAAAGCUCAAGUAUUCCAGAACAAAGCUUUUAUCUAGACCAAAAUCUCUAAAGACCUUCUUUUUUAUUAUCAUAUUAACAGUUAAAUUUUGUAAUUAUAACUUAAAAAUCUUUAUUAUGAUUGUACCUAAAAGUUAUACAUAGUGGUCGUGGUUUGUUUUAAUGCCUAUGAAACUGUAUAGUCAUCCGUCAAGUGUGAAAAUAAAAUACUCUUCAAAAUUCUAA
This is a messenger RNA of Belonocnema kinseyi, 1263 nucleotides long. RefSeq lists its product as uncharacterized. The record is from RefSeq and is a predicted model, not a curated record. NCBI's taxonomy places the organism in Eukaryota, Metazoa, Arthropoda, Insecta, Hymenoptera, Cynipidae. The coding region runs from base 194 to 1030 and encodes 278 amino acids. The transcript has 4 exons.